Dipodomys ordii (Ord's kangaroo rat) is the source of this 1418-nucleotide messenger RNA. RefSeq names its product F-box protein 15 (gene Fbxo15). The transcript has 9 exons. NCBI's taxonomy places the organism in Eukaryota, Metazoa, Chordata, Mammalia, Rodentia, Heteromyidae. The coding region runs from base 1 to 1311 and encodes 436 amino acids. Gene Ontology annotation, molecular function: protein binding. The record is from RefSeq and is a predicted model, not a curated record.
AUGGCGACUGGACGCGGUCGGAUGCUGCAGCCGCGCUGGCUGGGCCUCCUGGCGCUGCGCGGGCCCAUCCCAAGUGGCAGUGAGGCCUGGGUCGGCGCAGGGGCAGCCCCCGGGUGCCCCUGGGCCUCCGGGUUUAGAAUGGGGCCAGGUAUCAGAUUUGCAGCAAACUGUACUACUGUGAGACAAAAUGCCAGAUGUGGCCAGCACUAUGAGAAAUCCUCCUGUAAUUAUUUUGUGUCCCUGGAUGGAAUGCCUUCAGAGGUCUUGCUGAAGAUACUUUCCUACUUGGAUGCUGUGAGCCUGCUGUGUACGGGCUGUGUGAACAGGCGGUUCUAUCAUUUGUCCAAUGACAAAAUCUCAGGCUUAAGUUGGGCAAUUAUAUUGAGAGAAAAAAGUGGAAAGGAGUAUGUCUUGCAGCAUGUGGAUCUUUCCUUCAAUGAUACAUCUGUUACUGUUGUAUGGUAUGGCAAAACCUGGCCACACUUAGCCACAUUGUCAACCUUGGAUCUGUGUGGUAUGACACCAGUUUUUAUGGAUCGGUAUAAACCCCCUGUCAAAAAUGGACCUCGAUGGCAUUCUUUAAUUGCAAAGUACAAUCUGAGUCAUUUAACUGAAUCUGCCAUGAUUGGCUGUGACAGACUUGUUCGGAUAUUCUGCCUAAACCCUGGCCUCCUUGUGGGGUUGUGGAAGAACGAGGAAGAACUGGCUUUUGUCAUGGCAAAUCUUCAUUUCCAUCACCUUGUGGAGAGGAGCACAUUAGGGUCAGCCACUCUCCCUUAUGAACUUCCUCCUCACAGUCCCUUUUUGGAUGACAGCCCGGAGUAUGGACUGAGUGGCUACCAGCUCCACGUUGACAUGCACGGUGGUGGAGUUUUCUACCUGUGUGGUACAUUUCGCAAUCUCUUCUCCAAAAAAGGGUACAUUGAAGAUGGAUAUGUGAAGGUCAUUGUGAUAAAUUUUAAGAACAAUAGAGAACAUCUACCUCUCAUUGGAAAAGUUGGCCUUGUUUGGAGAACUAAUGCUUUUGAUGGCUUUAUAGAGAGGUGCCCCAUACUAGAUGUGACUCUCCUGGAUGAAAAAAGAAAGCCCUUUUGGUGCUUCAGUUCUCCCGUUUGCAUGAGGCCCGUCACCUGCCCUUCCGACGGCCCCACUUUCCUGGGACACACAUACUAUGUCGACUACAAGGAUGAAGUAGGAAAAGUACAUGCAGAGCUCGUGUGGAUUGAAGAGACAGAAGAAUACUUCAUUGUCAGCCUGGUCCUUUACCUCAGUGUAGCAAAAAUAAACUACUGGUUUGGGACAGAUUACUAAUUGUUAGAAAUAGGUAGCAAAGUAUUUUUUGUUAACUUUAUUUUUUUUUUACUGUCAGCUUCGCUCUUAAUAUUGAAAGUUAAAAUAAAGCAUAUCUAUGAAAAUCC